Molecule: messenger RNA, 3288 nt
Organism: Lepus europaeus (European hare)
Lineage: Eukaryota; Metazoa; Chordata; Mammalia; Lagomorpha; Leporidae
Gene: FAM219A
Product: family with sequence similarity 219 member A
Exons: 6
Coding region: 293-850 (185 amino acids)
Source: RefSeq, a predicted model, not a curated record
GCAGUGGCUGAGUUGCUGACAGGAGGCGGCGGCGGAGGAGGAGGCGAGGCAAGACCUGCGGCUCGGCCUGGCCUCAGCCGCGAUAGAACUAGGCAAGCCCACCUAGUCACGCCGGCCUCGCAACCUCUCGCCCUCCCCGCCCCCUCUCCAUCUGCCUGGUCGCCUGCCCUCCCGACUCCUCCGGGGCGGCCUAAUCUGCACUACCCGCCGGGCUCCUGGGGCCGCCGCCCCGUGCGGUCCCGUCGGCGUCCCUCGCCGCGCCCGGCCCCCGGCCCGCUCUCCCGCCGGCACCAUGAUGGAGGAGAUCGACCGGUUCCAGGUGCCCACCGCGCACUCGGAGAUGCAGCCGCUGGACCCAGCCGCCGCCUCUAUCUCAGACGGAGACUGUGACGCCCGGGAGGGUGAGUCAGUAGCCAUGAAUUACAAACCAUCCCCGCUCCAAGUGAAGCUGGAGAAGCAGCGGGAGCUGGCCCGGAAGGGCUCCCUGAAGAACGGCAGCAUGGGCAGCCCUGUCAACCAGCAACCCAAGAAAAACAAUGUCAUGGCCCGGACAAGGCUGGUCGUCCCCAAUAAAGGCUACUCCUCGCUUGACCAGAGCCCAGAUGAGAAGCCACUGGUUGCCCUUGACACAGACAGCGAUGAUGACUUUGACAUGUCCAGAUACUCCUCCUCUGGCUACUCCUCUGCUGAGCAGAUCAACCAAGACUUGAACAUCCAGCUGCUGAAAGACGGCUACCGGUUAGACGAGAUCCCUGACGACGAGGACCUAGACCUCAUCCCCCCCAAGUCCGUGAACCCCACCUGCAUGUGCUGCCAGGCCACGUCCUCCACCGCCUGCCACAUUCAGUAGCGGGCGGGCCGCCGCGGCCGCCGGGGGCGGGGCCGAGCGGGGGAGGUUGGACCGGGCAGGGGCCGACCCCUGCCAGCCCGUCGUCCACCUGCCCCCGGCCCCGCGCCGCCACAGCCGCUAACCUUGUAACAGUCAUUGCUUCCUCCUAUGGUAGGACGUGUACCUCUGUGUGUUCAUGGAGCCGGAGAAACCAAAACCGGGUCUCUCUGCACCCGGGGGCUGAGGAGGGGUGGGGGCUGUUGGCUCAGUUACUUGGGGGACUUCAUCCAGCAGCUGCCCCCCUUACCAAGGCUGCAGUCCGGUGGCCGGGGUGGGGGAUAAGACAAUGGACGGCAGGGAGGACAACAGUUCUGAGUAGGGCUAGGGGUCACAAAGCCAGGGGCUUGUCCCCACCCCAGCGAAGCCGUGAAUCUUCCAGCCAGACCAGGAAAGGGGAGCUGAGGGAGAAAGGCCCAAGGCAGUGAGGAUGGGGGGGGGGGGGGGGUGUCCCCAGCGCCCCCUGCCGGCCGGUGUACCUAAGUGGGCUUUGCCCCUCCUCUCCGGAUGGGAAGUCUGGCAAAGCUGCCCAACGGGGAUUCUGCCCCACCCAUCAGAUCACUGCCUUCCUCCUCCUCCUCUUUGCCUCAUCCACCCCUCCCUUCUUUGCUGUCUGGGUAUUGGAGAGAGUAAGUGAGCCUUAGAGAUAGGCAGGAGCUUGGGGUUAAAUGAACUGUUCUCACUGGCCCCUACCCAUUCAUCUAUCUUAUGCCUGUGCUGUCCCCUUCUUAUGCCUCCCCCGCCAACCCCAUGCUUCUGUUUAUUGGUCUCUGCCCCAGGCAAGGAUCAGGGAGUAAGGCCAGCCCCCAACGUCCAAGAUCUGCAAGGCUGGUCCCUGGGAAGUCUUCAAGGAGCAAGCUUAUAAUCCAGUGGGCGGAGAGGCUGCAUGCGUGUGGCAGGGAGCGCUUGGCAGAACGUGUGUGUGUGGCUGAGGCUGUCGGGGUGUGUGUGUGUGAUUGUGUGCCGACAGCGUGAGAGGCUGCUCAGCGGUGGACUGAGAGCCCUGGCCUGGGAUCUGCUCCCGGCUCUGGCACCCUCCCCUUGGUCUUACCAAGCUCCGCACUUCCUCUGGGCUUCAGUCUCCUCAACUCUAAAAUGAACAGCCCAGAAAUCAUUUUUUAGGGUCUUCUAUGCCAGAAAGCAUUUCUCCAGGAUUCCUCUGGCGAGGUCUGGGGAGUUUUGUGUUUCUGAGUACGUGUGGGGAGCUCACCGAGUCCUGUGUCUGUGUGGAAAAGGGAAGGGGCCGCUCCUGCCAAGACCGCGUUGAGGUUCACGUGGCUGUUUGGAAAUGCACGUGUGUGUGUCUGUGAAGGUGUGCGUGCGUGCCAGUCCUGUCCUGUGUGGAGCUGUGUGGGGUGUUUGGGUCGGAAUGUGUGCCCUGCUGCUUCUGCUGCUGUGGCUGAUGUGGAGGCAGGGGACAGGGAAGCUGACAAUGGAAAGAAGAGGGAAGACAUGAGCAGAGCCUGGCCCUGGGGCUGGCGAUGUGGACCUGCCCUCCUGCCAGGAAAAGUGAAAGUACAGAUAGCCUCGGCUGGCUCAGGCCUGUGGCCCACAAAGUGUACGCCCCGGGGCCCAGGUCCUCACGCUGACACCCCACACACGGUGGUGUAUCCACUCAUACAGAGCCCACUCGCAUGCUGCAAGCUGCAGUGGACGCAUCCAUAGCCCAUUCUCUGGAUGCCAGGCCUGGGAGGUGGGAGCUGGUGAGGGAGAAGUGAGAGGAGGGAGGGGGUGCUGGCUUAGGAAGGGUAGCACCACUCCCUGAACUGCACCCAAGAUCUAUUAACUCCAAAGUGUUGGGGUAUAGCUCCCCACUCCCGACACCUCCAAACCCCCCCCCUCUGGUCCAGGGACCCUACAUAAUGAGAAAAUGCCAGGGGAAGGCAAGGACAGAGAAGGUAAAUGCGGGACCCUCAGGCCCAUACUGGCCCCCAUCUGAGUCCCUCUCUCCCACCCUGUUCAAUGUCUCUGGCCCUGAGGAAGCCUGAGAAGCUCUCUCCCCACACAACAUACUAGAUCCCUGGCAGGCAAGGACUUCCAACUGAGGCAGUACUAGUGAGGUUGAGAGGGUAGGGAUUGGCAGCAGCGGCGGCAGCAGCGUCUGAGUCUGGGGAGAGCCUGUGGCUCCCUCCUUCCCUCUCUGGGAGGUUGGAGGGGAGGAAUCAAGGCCUUACCUUGCCCCCUGCCAUCCUUCCCCCUUGUAGAUACUGCCUUAACACUCCCUCUACCCUCAGCUGUGGCUACCACCCAGCCAGGUUUCUCCGUGCUCACUAAUUUAUUUCCAGGAAGGUGUGUGGAAGACAUGAGCCGUGUAUAAUAUUUUUUUUAACAUUUCCAUUGCAGUAUUGACCAUCAUCCUUGGUUGUGUAUCGUGUAACACAAAUAAUAUUAAAAGCAUCAAA